GGUCCGGUCAAGGCUACAUUGUCUGUCUUCAAAUUCGCCAUGGCGUCUAAGUUCCCAACAAAGGAGGAUAAGGACAAGCAGCUUCGUACAAGAAAAGGCCAUGACAUGACAUGGUCAUGUGACAAGCAUGGUGAGCCAAUCACAUUUUUCUGUAAACAACACAAAAUUCCUAUCUGUCAUAAAUGUGCGACCAAAGUUCACCAGAAACCAUGUGAGCUAGACGACAUCGAGGAUGUCAUCAUAGAAAGGCGGGGACAUCUUGAGGAGAAACAGCCCUUGAUAGAGGAAACGAAAUUACUACUUCAGAAGGUCCAAUCUAAAAUAAAUGCCGUUUCUUCUUCUUCCAGUAUGCAUCUUGAGACGGUCAACAAUAAACUACAAGAGACUUUCAAAGACAAGUUAAAGAAUGUGAAAGAAAAGGAAGUAAACUUGAUUAGGGUGAUUAACGAGGAGGCGGAUGAAGAAAUACGGAAAAUAAAUGAGAAGAGAGAAAAACGCAUCAAGGAUUGCAACAUCGAUAUCGAAAAGGAACAAACUACCAUCAAAGAGAGAGAGACAAGACUUUUAUCAGAUACUAAGACAAUCAGUGACGAAAUUACUAAGAAGAUUAACGAACUGACUAAUAAGAAUCAGCAUGCGCUUAACACAAUGAAGAAUAUUGAAUCAACCAUCACACGUAUAAACCAACAUGAUGAAACAUUGGUGAAUGAAGCUCCUCAAGUACUUGCAUCUAUUGAGGAAAAUUUAAGUUUGAACUUUCAUCAAGAUGUAAGCGGCUGUCUUGACCGAAUACAGAGUGAGGUUGAGAGAGUGAAGUUUGUAGAGGGGGAAGUAGGUGGAGAAUACUGCUGUAGAAUUGAUGGGUAUAUCGGUAAAUGGGAACUUGUCAAGUCAAUCCACAUUCCAUCUGGUGUAAAUAAGCCGUGGGUGCGUGGUUUGAUCAGUGAUGAUGAGAUAUGUGUGGAAGACGCAAAGAACCAUGACAUGUAUGUUACAAACAUUAACACUCAACACACACAGAAAGUCAUUGAUGGAGUUAGUAGCAUGUACUUUACGUCAUGUGCCCCCAUAAACAGUAAUGUAAUAGUAUGUGGAAAGUGGAGAUGUGAUUGGAUGGGUGACGGGUUGGAUGGAUUUAUCACUCUCUAUGACAGACAAUGGAAGAUGAUUAGAGACAUCAGCAUACCACUGAAUGGAGGCGGUCCUCGUUUGUACGUUGAUGUCGACAGGGAUGGGAUGAUCCUCGCUGCUCAGUACGGUCAGUCUACCAUAUACGUCAUAAACCCUGAUGAUGGAAAGAUUGUACACACUGUUACGAUGCAGGGUGAGGAGGUGUGUGGUAAUAUACAAGCCUUGUCAUCAGGUGAUAUCGUUGUGAAUACAGAUUACAAUAAAUACACUGCCAUCUCACGAUCAGGAGAAGAGAAGGCUGUCAUACACUGUGAUGAGUGGGGGGAAUCAAAAUGUCGAGUUGACAAACUGACAGACACACUCUUCAUCACUUACCGAGUCGCGGGUAAAACCUACGCAGUUGAUCAGGUGUCACGUGAUGGUAUCAUCCAGGCAAGGGGGAUCGUGGAAUACUUGGAAUCAGAUCGCCCUUUCUACUUUAGCCCUUGUCUUGUUACUCCUUGUGGUAACCAUGUAGUCUGUGAUGGAGAUAAGCUUCUUCUUUACAAGAAGACAUUUAUCUUGUAAAUCAUCAAGACACUCAACGAUCGAGUGAUGUUUGAUGUGUAUAGGAAAUUAUAGGCCUGUCAUUGACCACCAGCAGGGAAAAUAAUAAUGUCAAAUUGUUAUUUCAUCCGAUGAAAAGGCUUAUAUUUCAUUCAACCCCAUCAACACCACCUUAUAUGACUAUUUUGAGUUAAAAUGUAAUGUUAAUGCCAGAAAAUUACAGACAUUAAGAGUUAUACUGAUUUUCUUUUUGUAUAUUGUAAUAUGUAAGGGGGCCUGUUAC
This is a messenger RNA of Lytechinus variegatus (green sea urchin), 1960 nucleotides long. RefSeq lists its product as uncharacterized. Gene Ontology annotation, biological process: positive regulation of DNA-templated transcription. The record is from RefSeq and is a predicted model, not a curated record. The transcript has a single exon. Gene Ontology annotation, molecular function: zinc ion binding; ubiquitin-protein transferase activity. Lineage: Eukaryota; Metazoa; Echinodermata; Echinoidea; Temnopleuroida; Toxopneustidae. The coding region runs from base 40 to 1698 and encodes 552 amino acids. Gene Ontology annotation, cellular component: nucleoplasm; chromatin.